GGUAGCAACAUCUCGACCCAGGCAAGUUAAAGCAAACCUCUGCGGCCAGUCGAAUCGGUCUCAUUAGACACCAGGAGCCUGACGCAGCAAGGAUGGAAAUCAAGUUUUCAAUGGAGCCUAAUUAUCUCUCAAUUUGUAUUAGUGAGACCUUUCAAACUCUAAUCACUUAAAUUAAAUCAGUAAAUAGCCUUGUACAUGAUGGAAGACACUCACACGACCCAACUAUUGCAUAAACCUAUCAAAGAACGCUGCUUCAUCAGCUUCUAUUGCCCUGGGGGAGAAGCCAGAUGGACUCCGUACAAGUGCAGUAUUCUACUAGAUGGCUCAAUGAAAUGUAUUGCAAAGUACAAGCAAGCGAAGGAGGAGCCAGAGAUCGGGAAACAGAAAGGCUUGCACUCUGACAACACUGGCUACAUUCAAAAGCAAACUUCCACAGCUAACACUGUGAGAAAACUCUGUGCAGGCUCCUUGCGUCCAGUUGAAAAGCUACCAUUAUUCCCUGAUGUGUUAAGUAGAAGGCCAGCUUUCAAUCCACCUUCAAAAAUGGGAAAUCAGGAUGGAAAAUUUGAAGAUGCUCAAGAGACCGAAAGUAAGCAGAAUGAGCGGGGACAAGACUGUGGUGCACUGGAUCUACAGCAUUCUUGGUCUUCUGAGCGAAAGAAAAGUGAUGGCAAAAUUAAAAAGCUGAAAAAGAUUGGCAGAAGAAAAGAGAACACCGAGGAAUCUGCAUGUAAAGCUGUAAAAAAUAAAAAAAUUGUGGAAUCGGAAUCUUCUGUUGUAGGUGCAAAAGAAAUAUCAGUGCUGAGAGAUGAGAUGCGCACAAAUAGCUCUGUAAGCAAUUCUCCUAAUUCAGUUAAUUAUAGCAAAAGCAAAACUCUCCAGCCAGCCAUGGACGACAUUGACAUGCUGUCGGGAAUGAAAAGAACUACGUCAGAGGUACUGAGAGGAAACUCGAAUUUUCAGGAAAACACCGGAAUAACUGGUUUAAAUACUGGUUCCGACUUUAAAUCAGAGUGCAAUGAUGAGUUUAUCACUGAAGAUUUAGUGACCAGUAAUAACAGUUUAUUGGAUGACUUACAAGAUACCAUAAAACUCCUGCAAGACCAGCAUGAUGAUGUCUUUCAAAGCAAGCAGAUGGCCGAGAAGUUACCAGAGAUCUGUAUGCCUUCGAGAAGUUUACCUUCGGAUGACCAGCAUCACUGCAAAGUUGGAGCAACUCCUGAGGAAGCAAUAGCCACAGUGGUUACCAAAAUACAUGAUGCAGGAAUGGUUGUGCAAAACGUUGUUCCAGCUAUUUUAAGAUCAGAAGAAAGUAUAAGCCAUGAACAUUUUGCAGAUGAACCAGUGCAAAGUUGUGUUGAGGAACAGAACAUUUCCACAGUGGUUACUGAAAUGCAGAGUGAAAGACCCGCGGUUUGCCAUGUUGUCACGGUACCUGUGGUAGACGUGGAACGCAAGACCGCUGUGGUGUGUGACCAACAGUCAGAUAGCGAUAGAAACGUAUUUAAAUAUGAUGGGGGAGAAAUGCCAAUGGUUGUAGACUCCGAGCCAUUCACUGGAUGUGUCAACAAACAUCUGAUCAGUGUUAUUGAGAAUGAUCAGUUUUAUGAAGCAGGUGAAUGGCACAGAGUGGAAAAGGGCGGGUUGCAUGCAAGUGGAACUAAUUGGACUUGUGACAACAAAAAACUGUUCAGGGAUGGUGCACUAGACAUAAAAGAAAAACUGUUUUCAAUUCCACUUCAGUCUGUAGAUGGAAUUUCGUUGGAUGACACUUUGAAGGAAGACAACAAAACUGUUUCUCUACCAUUACUGAUAGCAGUUACUAAUGUUUGUAAUAGUCCAUGCCCUACUAAUAAUGCUCAGCAUCAUGUGUCACCUGUUGCAUCUCCUUUGACAUCUGGAUUACCUAGUCCUCAACACCAUCACAGGAUACUCCCGUUACCUGUAUUGGAAACCGAACAGAAAACCUCACAAGAGGACUGCUCAAAGCCGUAUACAUCCAUUCAUAACUGUACUGCAUUGAAAGAAACAGAAGUGGGACAAAAUAACACUUCCUUCCAAGUUUUGCACCAAAAUCUCAGCAACACUGAUGAAAGGUUUCAGCAGCAAGACUAUAUGGAACAAGAUGUAUUCGGUCAGUAUCAGGCAGUACGAGAGAAGACUUUUCUAAAGCAGCAAUAUACUGACCUAGCAGAAAAUGGAUCACCGGUGGAAAGAGAUUGGACAAACACCAGGCCACAAUAUUUGGAUCUUCAGCUAUUUUCUAUGGAUGGAGAAAAUAUUGAUACAAAUACUCAAACAUUCUGUUACAUGGAAGGUUAUGAUAUAUCGCCAUCAGAAUUUGAAGACCGAACUCCUGGACGGCUCCAGGCCAUUUGGCCACCUCCCAAACCAAAAGAUGAGGAAGAGAAAGUGGGUUUGAAGUAUACAGAAGCAGAAUACCAUGCUGCCAUUUUGCACUUGAAGCGAGAUCACAAGACAGAAACAGAAAAUUUGCAGAAUGAAUUUGAAUUGAAGCUUUUCCAUAUACGUGGGGAACAUGCCGAAGAAAUAGCUAAACUUGAAGAAACUAUUGUGCAGCUACAAAAUAAAUUGGAAAAUAAAAUAAAAGAGAGCAAGUCUGAAACAAGGGACAUUGCUGUUUCCACUGCAGAUGAACUUGUGUUGAAAACAUUUCGCAACGUUUGCAUUCAAACUGACCGAGAAACGUUCAUACAGUUGAAUCAAGAUGAUGGCAAGAUAGCAAAAACCAAUCUGAGCACCCCAGGAAAGUUGAAGCUUGUACCCUUGAACUUGAAUGGUCAGUCAGCUUGCUCUCUCCAUGCUACAAAGGAGGAAGCUUUACCAUCUUCACAAACCUCAACGUCACAAGAAUCUCAGUCUGUACCACUUCCUCCGUUAUCACCAUCACUUUCAGGUUCUCAAAGUUCUCCUACUACACUCCUGAGUGGUCCACCACCUCCACCACCACCACCACCACCACCCCCACCUCCACCUCUUCCAGGCUCUGGACCUCCUCCACCUCCACCUCUUCCAGGCUCUGGACCUCCUCCACCUCCACCUCUCCCAGGCUCUGGACCUCCACUUCCGCCUCCUCUCCCAGGCUCUGGACCUCCACCUCCGCCUCCUCUCCCAGGCUCUGGACUCCCACCGCCACCACCAUUUGGAGCUUCUAAUCUCAGAUUGUCUGCGGACAGACCUGCACGGAAGCCUAUCAUAGAACCACGCCGGCCAAUGAAGCCUUUAUAUUGGAAUAGGAUUCAGAUAAAAGAUUCCAGAGAUGGCAAUAUCUCAACCAUCUGGGAAUCACUGGAAGAACCUCAUAUCCAAGAUGCUGAAGAAUUUGAAGAACUCUUCUCCAAACCAGCAGUGAAAGAAGUGAAGAAGCCUUUGUCAGACAGCUACCAGAAGACAAAUAAGACAAAAAAGAUUGUAAAGUUGCUGGAUGGCAAACGUUCUCAGGCUGUGGGAAUUUUCAUAUCAAGUCUACAUCUGGAAAUGAAAGACAUUCAACAAGCUAUUUUAUAUCUGGACAACACUGUGGUGGAUUUGGAAACACUUCAAGCAUUGUAUGACAAUAGAGCUCAGGAGGAUGAACUGACAGUGAUUCACAAAUAUUAUGAGAAGUCAAAGGAGGAAGAAAUAAAGCUCCUGGAUAAGCCAGAGCAGUUCUUGUAUGAGUUAUCACAGAUACCUAAUUUCGCUGAACGCACCCACUGUAUCAUAUUCCAGUCUGUUUUCAUGGAAGGAAUUUCCACAAUACGACGCAAAGCAGGCAAUGUUCUCCACCUUAGCAAGACUUUGACAGAUCACAAAAAUGUGAAGAUUGUUCUUGGACUCAUCCUAGCUUUUGGAAAUCACAUGAACGGUGGAAACAGAACACGUGGCCAGGCUGAUGGAUUUGGUCUAGAAAUUCUUCCCAAAUUAAAGGAUGUCAAAAGCAGGGAUAAUCGAAUUAGUCUUGUGGAUUUUGUUGCAUCCUAUUAUUUGCAUCAUUUUGACAAGGAUGCAGGAACGGACAAGAGUGUAUAUCCUCUACCAGAACCUCAGGAGUUAAUGCGCGCCUCCCAAGUUAAAUUUGAGGAUCUCACUAAGGAUCUUAGGAAGUUGAAAAAAGACCUGGAAGCAUGUGAGAAAGAAAUAACACUUGUUUGCCAGAAGUCAUCAGAGCAGGAGCUCCAACCUUUCAAAGAAAAAAUGGAAGAAUUUAUUCAAAAUGCAAUAAAUGACCUUAAGGUAGAAGAAGCACAUCUUGAAGAAUCACAGAAAAGCUUUGAAGAAACAAUAAGGUUCUUUGGAGUGAAGCCAAAACCUGGGGGGAAAGAUAUUACUCCAAACUACAUAUUCAUGCUGUGGUUUGAAUUCUGUACUGAUUUUAAAAAUACUUGGAAACGUGAGAGCAAAAACAUCUCCAAAGAAAGGUUGAAGGAGGCUCAGCAGUCUGUGAAGAAGAUAACUUCAGAAAAGAAAGUUGAAACAAAGAAAACAAACCCUAACAGCCUGAAAGAAAGACUACGCCAAAGGGAGGCAAGUGUCAUCACGGACUGAAGGAAACCUCAAAGUGAAAGAGUCCUGUGACUUGAUUAUUGCAUUCAAUCGGAAUUUGAGGGAUGUUCCUUGAAAAACUUGCACAUCUUCAUGCUGCUUAUCCCCCAAUGCCAACACACCAAGGAGGUUUCCAAUUCCAUGACAACAUCAAGAGAGCCUUCACACAUUCUUGAUUAUGGUUGUCACAGGACCUAUAUGUUCCGCCCUCACCAAAGUGAGAUUUCAGUGGUUCAAGUUGUGUCUAAUUGUUGUAUAUCCCAUAGAAUUCCAGCAAAGGGAUUCUGGAAUCUAAAAAAAAUCAAUGUGCUGUCACUUCCAAAAGCUAUUCUCUCUCUUGCAACAUCAGUGGAUUAUAGUACGCUGUGCUACAAUGUGACUUGGGGUUAGACACAAUGUUCUUAAAAAUUUAAUCAAACAUUGAAAUUGUAUAAUGUUCCAGCUGUAGCUGCUACAGAGUUCAAAAAUAAUGUAAACGUUAUGUUUUUGCAAUUACGUGUUCUUUUCAAUGCUUCCUGCAUCUCAGUGUAAGAUGCAAAACGUGUUUGACCAACCAAAUGAAUAAACCGACUCUGUAAUAUCCCCCUCAUUACCAUGCACAUUGGCUUUCAAAGCAUAGAUUAUCAAUUAUGCACCUAGAAGCCUAUUUAAAAAGUAAUCCAAAGUCAAACUUAUUAAAGUUUCAAGAAAAGAAAGUGAUUUGGAAUUGAAACACAUCAAUGCCCACUGGGUGUUUUGUUUCUUUUAUCUCUGCCAAGAAAUACUCAAUCAAAAUUGAAUUUCUUGUCAAUAAUAUGAAGGAAUAGUGUGAAUAAUGUUCAUGCCAACAGUUAUGCGAUAUAUCAUGAAUUUGAACAUUCACUACAUUUUGAGGAAAGGAGACUUUCAGCAGGUUCUGAGGUCUGGAUGGUUACCAGGAUUUUUAAUCUGCCUCAUUACCCAAUUUCUCAUUAUUUCUCCAUCUCACACAAACUGGGCUUUUGUCUGCCAGUCCAAUAAAAGAUUGCUUCCUAACUGCUUGUUUGGAUGGUGCCCUAACCUCAGCAAGGAAGGACUCCAGUUUGUGGACUGGCGACAGUGAGUGUUAGAAAUGUCGGAUCUGAAGUCCGAUGAGCGUAAAUUGCUUCAUCUUAUAUUAUCACUGAUGCAAAGAAAGCUAGGAAUUUUGGAGAGACCAAAUUUACUCCUGGCAAAAAUUGUAUUGAAGCCAGCAACCACUACUUAAAGGUAGUACAUCUGUGCUGAUAAUCAUGUCCUCCUUCACUUUCUUUCUUAGGGAUUUCAAUCAUUUCAAACUUUUCUGUUCAAUAUCAUUCUUCCAUUCAUAAAGACCUUGAAUGUACUUGAGAUCUCUACCUUCUACAUUUGCGAGAAGCUAUAAUUAACAUGUCAGCCUACAUAGCUUUCAACAGCCAGAUGUCAGCUGUAUUGCAAACUGACCCUAACCUACAGAAGAGCUACAAUAUUUUUGAAGUGACCUGGCAGAUCACUAUGUAUUCUGCAAUUUGAACACAUGAAGCUCAACUGCCCAAAGGUUUUGUAGUAAUUCUUAUAGAAUGUUAAGAAGGCUUGCAAAUAUUCUUUUAAAAUAUUGCUUUCAGCAAUAAUUUAUUUUAUAUAUUAUGUUAUUAUAAACCAUAGGCCUGGUAUAACCAAUACAUUCUGGCCAAAAUUAAUAAGUAAAAUGUUGGAUUCAGUUCCCAGAAAGAUGGAUGCUGUUGCUGGUUUUCUGAAAUGCAGGGAAAUUGUGACGGUGUGGAGUAUGGAGCUAAAAAGCAAUACCUAUAUUCAAUUUAUGUUUUACAGUCCCUAAAAUAGGUUCCAUUCAAUGUUUUAAAAUUUAUUUUGGUAUACACAAUUGAUCUUUGCAAGGUUUUGAGAAGAAAAUGCAUCUUUAAUCUUUGGGAUAAAAACAACUUUUUAUUGUUAGCGCAUUUAUCAAUAUAAUAUUCACAUCACAAAUUCAAAGUCAAUAUUAUUAACUGCUGUAGUUUUAAUCCACAUGCAUAAAAUAGUUCUCUUGUUGUCAAAGAGCUAAUAAAUUGUGUGAUGAAUUAAUGUAUACAAAAGACAUAUGGAAGGGAGACAUGUCCAUUCAAAAAUAAGCAGAAAAAUCUAAACAGCACUUGAUUGCAUUUUGUUCAGCAAUAGAUAUUGCUGAACAUUAACUUCUAAUAUAUUUUUGUAUAGAAUAUGUGUCAUGUGAAUGACAUGGCAGCUUGAUCCAUUUGCCAUAAAUAAAACAGGUUAAUAGGUAAUAUUUACUAUACCUUUAGAAUUAUGAAUAUAGUUUAUAAUAAUAUCAAUGUUCUCAGUUGACUAUCUCCAAGUAUUUUAAUAAUGAUUAUUCAAAAUAGAAUUAUUUUAUUAAAACAUCCUAUAUGUAGGAUGGAAAUCCAAGAUGUAUAAUAUAUGUGGGGAUAUAGUUGUGAAGGUUGUUUACUAUAUUAUGCCUUUAUAGAUCCGUUUGUGGUUUGGUGUGUUAAUAACCAUAGAGAACAUGAAUGCAGAUUCGGUUCUUGGUUUGUCUUAAGUUCUGUGGCCACACACAGGAUAACUGAAGGGGUAAUGGAAGAAUCUUCAGUGUCUUUGAGCUGAUGAGGGGUAAAACUAGCCUGAAAUGUCACACAUGAUUGCUAAAUGGUGACCCCUUCUGGAAUGUGUGAGAGCAGGACUGAGCUCAGCCAUGAUGCCUGGCAUUGGCCUCUGAUAACCUGCCAAAAUUUAUUGUCUAGGCUUGCACUUUUUUAAAAAAGAUCAAUUGAACAACAUACUUGAUGACUCACCAUACCCAAAGAAUUCUACAUUCCAACAUGAAGCAAAGAAAUUGUGAAUGAAGUGAGUGAUAUUAAAUCUCAUCAAAAUGUUUUUGUUAUUUUCUUUAAUUCAGUAAAGAGCCCUGAACAUAUUUCUUUAAUCAAUUUAAUUGCUUCUUUUUCCUUCACCUGUUAAAAUAGUAGUUAUUGAUUUCCUAAACAUGUGGCUCCUUGAUCAAAAGGUGUUAAUUUUAUUCAUUUUAUACAACUAAAAUUCUAACUAUGAUGUACAAUUAACAUUGUGUAGUAAUGAAACAAAUGUUUUGUUUAAGUCUUAUUAGAGAUGGAUUCAAACAUAAAUACUUACAAUUUU
Hemiscyllium ocellatum (epaulette shark) is the source of this 7674-nucleotide messenger RNA. It is a transcript of the gene fmn1, whose product is annotated as formin 1. The transcript has 19 exons. Gene Ontology annotation, molecular function: microtubule binding. Gene Ontology annotation, biological process: actin nucleation. Gene Ontology annotation, cellular component: nucleus; actin filament; endoplasmic reticulum membrane. The record is from RefSeq and is a predicted model, not a curated record. Bases 196 to 4548 code for a protein of 1450 amino acids. NCBI's taxonomy places the organism in Eukaryota, Metazoa, Chordata, Chondrichthyes, Orectolobiformes, Hemiscylliidae.